AAAAUCCAGUGGAUCUCAUUUUUAAAAUAAUGGCUAUAGGAUUUUAUGCAUCUAUACAAAGAUGUAUCUAUUCAACAUGAAAAUAUUAACUCAGCCAACAGUUGUUGGGUUUACAUGAUACUGAUAAUUAACGUUCAGAACAUUUUUAACUAGUGUAUGUAGAUUCAGAAACAAUGGAUUUUAUGAGCAUUUUUGUAGAGUAGAUUGAUAGAAUGAGUUAUCUUUAAAUUGAUGAUUGUUUUUUCCCCCUUUAGUCAGCAGAUAAGCAGCGAGCUCUAGAAGAAACCAAAGCCUACACCACCCAGUCCUUAGCAAGUGUUGCGUAUCUGAUAAAUACCUUGGCCAACAAUGUCCUGCAGAUGCUGGAUAUCCAAGCAUCCCAGCUACGAAGGAUGGAAUCUUCAAUCAAUCAUAUUUCACAAACCGUUGAUAUUCAUAAAGAGAAAGUUGCAAGAAGAGAGAUUGGUAUUUUGACUACCAAUAAAAACACUUCAAGGACACAUAAGAUUAUUGCUCCAGCCAAUCUUGAACGACCAGUUCGUUAUAUUAGAAAACCUAUUGACUAUACAAUUCUAGAUGAUAUUGGACAUGGAGUAAAGUGGUUGCUUAGAUUUAAGGUGAGUACCCAGAAUAUGAAGAUGGGUGGGCUGCCGCGUACAACACCUCCAACUCAGAAACCCCCCAGUCCCCCUAUGUCAGGGAAAGGGACACUUGGGCGGCACUCCCCCUAUCGCACACUGGAGCCAGUGCGUCCUCCAGUGGUACCAAAUGAUUACGUACCUAGCCCAACCCGUAAUAUGGCUCCCUCGCAGCAGAGCCCUGUGAGGACAGCUUCUGUGAAUCAAAGAAAUCGAACUUACAGCAGCAGCGGGAGUAGUGGAGGGAGCCACCCGAGUAGUCGGAGCAGCAGUCGGGAGAACAGUGGCAGUGGGAGCGUGGGGGUUCCUAUUGCUGUCCCGACUCCCUCUCCUCCCAGUGUCUUUCCAGCCCCUGCUGGCUCUGCUGGUACUCCUCCCCUUCCUGCUACUUCUGCAUCUGCCCCUGCCCCUCUUGUUCCUGCUACUGUCCCUUCCUCCACUGCCCCAGACGCUGCUGCUGGGGGUGCCCAGACCCUUGCUGAUGGCUUCACUUCUCCAACUCCCCCUGUUGUUUCUUCCACUCCCCCUACAGGUCAUCCUGUUCAGUUCUACAGUAUGAAUAGACCUGCCUCUCGCCAUACUCCCCCAACAAUAGGGGGCUCGUUGCCCUAUAGACGCCCUCCUUCCAUAACUUCACAAACAAGCCUUCAGAAUCAGAUGAAUGGAGGACCUUUUUAUAGCCAGAAUCCAGGUGAAGAAACUGAGGCUGAGGUGAUGUCAGUAUCUCUUGCUCCUCCUCCUCCCUCCAUCCUACAGGUAACUCCUCAGUUACCUUUAAUGGGAUUUGUGGCCCGAGUCCAAGAAAAUAUUUCAGAUACACCACCUCCACCACCACCUGUGGAAGAACCAGUCUUUGAUGAAUCCCCCCCUCCACCUCCUCCUCCAGAAGAUUAUGAAGAGGAAGAAGCAGCUGUGGUCGAGUAUAGUGAUCCUUAUGCUGAAGAAGACCCACCGUGGGCUCCAAGGUCUUACUUGGAAAAGGUUGUGGCAAUUUAUGAUUAUACAAAAGACAAGGAAGAUGAGCUGUCCUUUCAGGAAGGAGCCAUUAUUUAUGUCAUCAAGAAGAAUGAUGAUGUUUGUAGAUUGAGGAUGAUGAAAUGAGUCCCCAAACAUUCUGAGGGUGGUUAACAAUCGCUGGCUUGAUUUUAAUGUGCUGCUGCUGCAUGAGACUGCAUUGCCACUAAGGGCUUGUGUACCCAGAUGUGUGAAGUGUGGUAGCCUGGAUCGUAUACUGAAGUAGGCGCGUGAAGCUAGAUGUGAGGUCCUGAGGUUCUGAAGAGAUUGAACUGUAGAAACAUUCUGCUCAAUAGGCAUUCUAAACCCUUGCCUUAGGCAUUCUUUCCAGGAGUAGAAUCUUGGAGGUCAGACCAGUUAUUUCUUUACUUCUUUCACUAUUUAGAAAAAAUUCUUUUUUGGAAAAUAGCAGCUACUUUCAAGUCUCUUAACAGUCACUGGGAACAAAAGUCUUGAUACCGUCCUCUCUGUUGUUAAUGGCCAGUGUUAGCUGCUGCUGAGUAGUUUACUCAAUUCUAGGAAAGGGAAAUACUCUCCCAGUUUUGUGUGACUGGCUUUAGUAGCUUCUGUUGGUGAGAAUUUGAACCUUGUACCUCAGACUAAGAAUCGUGGGAUAAGAGGUGUAAGGCCAAAUACUUACCUAAUUACAUUGCUAAAAAUUAAUGUAAUGUUGAGAGAAACAAUAACAAGUAUUUCUGUCUGUCUGUACAAAUUAUAGCUUCAAAUGCAGUGGAGUUUGUAAGGCAGGUAGAUUUACUCAUCUUCUUUAAUCAGUAUAAAAAAUAGUGGAAACGUCCAGGAGGGCUUGCUGCUCAGCAGGUGGAAGCUGUGGCGAUGACCCAGCUCACAGACCUAACAGUGCUGUGGGUUUGUCCCAGUCCCAGGGACUUGGCCAGAAGAGCCUUUUGCCAGGUCAUUUUCCGGUGCUGGGUGAGAGGGGAGAGGCAAUAGCUGCAUUUACUUCAAGUGAAGGCCUUUAACAGGAUAGUAGAGGUCGAUAAAUUUGAAAAAUGAACAAGUGCGCGCUAGUGUGUGAGGGAAUUCGGUAUAAGCAAAAGUUAAUGUUCUGCUUACAAAUCUGAGCACAGAACUUCAUCCCCAUUUAACUGAGACCCAGAUAUAGAGUUCCCUUAUCAAGACUUUUCGUUUUAAAGUUGUAGGAGUUUUCCUCCCACACACUGCAGGUUAGCUGUUUGCUUUUAGAUUUCUUCAACACUUUGAAUUUAGUGUUCAUUAACUUGCCUCUGCUCCAUGCUUUUGUUAGGUCAUCUUGACAUUCUUUACUCCCUGUUUUCCUUCAAAGUAAUGGCCCUGAAGUGUCGUCUGAGCCUUCGGGUUCAUUAUGGACCUGGAUAGAUUAAACUUUUCUUAGUGUUGGUGUAUAACUAGGAAACCUGUUUUGAAAUUAGAUGUUCCAGUUUUUACUUAAAUAGCUUUGUGCUGAGAAAGCUUAGUGGAUUUUUAAGGCAAGGAGGUAUUUUGAAAUCCAGUAUAGUUCUCACAGCUCACACCUACAGAAGCAGAGAAGAUAAUUGUGCAAAACAGUUGGUGGUAGUCCGCGUGCCUGUUGGACCCCUUCUGGAUUGUGGGGUGCAGAAGACACUGAUGAAGUCCUUCAUACUGAAGACCUGCAGCAGAGGGGGAUCCAUGGGUCAGCUUUUUCUUUAUUAUUUAGUACUAAUCUGUGUGAUUGUUUUUAAAAAAACCUGUUGGAUUUUUGGCAUAUUUUAAAUUUUUGUACAGUUUUGAAUUCUCUAUAUUGUCUUGGAAGGAUGCUAUGUAAUGAUGAUAGGCCAGGCCUACACUAAUUGGAGACUUUUAAUGUAUGUAAUAUUUCAUAGAUUGCAUGCUAUUAAUAGUCUGUGAAGGUAGUAUUUCUUGAUUUAUCGUAAGUUUCCCCCAUUUAUCUUUUUAUAAACUACAAGAUGGUAGUAGGAAUUCCAAAUGAAUACAGAAAUCUUACAGGAUACAUAAUAUUGUGGCAAAGAUGAUCCAAGUCUAAAAUCUGACUAGUAAGCAACCAUUCUAACAGGAUAGAGGGAAUCUAAUGGGAGAGGGGAAUUUUUUCCUCCUCAAGUGCUUUUUUUUUCCAUUUAAAAAAAAAAAAGUGACUUAAGCACCUCACCCCCCGCC
This is a messenger RNA of Panthera uncia (snow leopard), 3785 nucleotides long. RefSeq names its product abl interactor 2 (gene ABI2). The transcript has 13 exons. Gene Ontology annotation, cellular component: lamellipodium. Lineage: Eukaryota; Metazoa; Chordata; Mammalia; Carnivora; Felidae. Bases 360 to 1739 code for a protein of 459 amino acids. The record is from RefSeq and is a predicted model, not a curated record. Gene Ontology annotation, molecular function: SH3 domain binding.